UUAGCAAAAUCAUUGCAGGUAAUGGGAUCAAAAGAGGGACAACUCACAGCAAACACAAUUCACUUGCCAAAUUCAGAAUAUCAAAGUGUCCAUCAAUUCCAAAUCCAACUACUGAUUAUUGUAAAAUCUUUACUACCGAUACUCCCAAAAGAAUCUAAAGUAGAUCAUUCUGAGAUUUAGAAAUCGGAAAAUGGCGGCGCCAUCAAAGGGCAAAGUGUGGAGCUGGAGGAUACCUAGGUUCUUGGGUCCAUGGAACACAACUUCCUUUUGUUUUUACUAAUUUCUUUUUGGAUAACCUGCGUUUUCCCUUCAAUUUUUAUGCAGCUGAUGAGAAGAACAAGCUUGAAAAGGCAUCUGAAAUUAACUUGUCAAAGCGGACUUGCUGGACUACAGCUCUCUCUCUCUUCAGCUAUUCAAGGUUGCAAUGGAGUUUUUCAUGUUGCUAGCCCUCUUCCAUCCAUUAUUCAGAACCAUGAGGUGGAAGUGCUUGAUCCAGCUAUUAGAGGAACGCUAAAUGUGCUUAAAGCAUGUGCUGAUGCAAAGUCCACAAUCAAUGCAAGUACCCAGGUCCUCAUCAAGCUUCUGAAAGAAGGAUAUGAGUUCUUGGAGAAUAAGUUUCAGCAGAUGGCAGAUGUACGCAAUGUAGCUGAAGCACCGCUUUUGGUAUAUGAGAAGCCUGAGGCUGAAGGGAGAUACAUAUGCUCGGCACAUGCGAUCAGGACAAGUGACAUAGUCAAUAAGUUAAGGAGGGAGCAUAUAUCCUAAUUUCAAUUUUCCUAAAAGG
Molecule: messenger RNA, 784 nt
Organism: Mercurialis annua (annual mercury)
Lineage: Eukaryota; Viridiplantae; Streptophyta; Magnoliopsida; Malpighiales; Euphorbiaceae
Product: cinnamoyl-CoA reductase 1-like
Exons: 4
Coding region: 250-765 (171 amino acids)
Molecular function (GO): oxidoreductase activity, acting on the CH-OH group of donors, NAD or NADP as acceptor
Source: RefSeq, a predicted model, not a curated record